AAACGUUUUGGCAAGUGCAUCUGCUGACAGCACUGUCAUUCUGUGGGAUAUGUCCCUGGGUAAACCAGUGGCAAACCUGGCAUUGCACACAGACAAGGUCCAGACUUUGCAGUUUCAUCCAUUUGAAACACAGACCCUUAUUUCUGGAUCUUAUGAUAAAUCUGCUGUUUUGUACGACUGCAGAAGUCCACAGGAUAGCCAUCGAAUCUGGCGGUUUAGCGGGCAGGUUGAGAGAGUAACAUGGAAUCACUUUUCACCCUGCAAUUUCUUAGCUAGCACGGAAGAUGGCUUUGUGUACUGUUUAGAUGCUCGUGCUGAUAAGCCAGUUUUUACUUUGAAGGCCCAUAAUGAAGAAAUAUCAGGGCUACAGUUAAGCAGUCAGAUCAAAGGGUGCCUUGUGACAUCAUCUGCUGAUAAAUACGUGAAAAUUUGGGAUAUACUUGGAGACAAACCCAGUCUGGUCCAUUCCAGGGAUAUGAAAAUGGGCAUCCUCUUUUGUGCAGCUUCUUGUCCAGAUCUGCCAUUUGUCUUUGCUUUCGGAGGGGAGAGAGAAGGGCUACGAGUGUGGGAUAUCAGCAGCAUCUCAGCAGUGAAUGAAGCGUUUGGAAACAGAGAGAGGCUCGUAGUUGCCAGUGCCAGCUCUGCAGCUAGCAGCUCCCUUGCCAGCAGUAGCAGCAAAAGUUCAGAAGCAGCAAUGGAAUCAUGACCAAUGGAGCCUCCCAAAUAUACUAUGCAAGUGAAAGCAAUAAACCAGGGUGUACAUAGGGACUACAAUGAAAUAUCUGCUCUGCACAAAGCUCGAUUCAUUUCCGUAAAUGUUUCCCAAAAGAGUGGAUGCAAUCCGCAGCGCUUUCUCAUGAGAGGAAAGAAUUGCCUUGUGGCUCAAAUAGGAGGCAGUCAAGAGGUUCUGCUUUUCUGCCUUUCCCAUGGACAGUGAAGGGUUAAGUCACUAACUCAUGAGGUUGCCCAUCCCUAAAAUAGUGGAGAUUUGCAUCCCAGACAUGCAAACUUUUAUUUGUAAAGUGGUAUCUCUAGCACAAAAGCAUGGUGCUCCUCUAGGGGGUACAUGGAAGUAUUGCCUUGAAGAAAGAAAUCUCUUAACUGCAUAAUGAAAAUGCUCCUUCUGAAUCGUGGGUCUUAAGAAAGGUUUUCAGAGUUCACUAAGCAGAUGUGAAAUCUCUUAAUGUUUCUCACUUGGGGGAUUUUCAUCCCCAGGUGGGGCAACUCCAGGCAGUAAAAGGGGUUGUGAAGCUUUGAAUAUUUUCCUGUAGUGUAAAACAGGAAAUUCUGCAUUGGUGCUCUUCACACGGUUUCCCCUUUCAGAUUGUGGAAGUCACAGAUGGCAGAGAUACACCAGUUUGAACUGUAAUGCUUGUACCGAGGCAGUCAUGGAAAUUUUUGAUCAUUGAAGAAUAGGUCACCACCCUGGAAGGUUGAGAGAUGCCCCCUGAGGGCAUUGGCAAAUAUACUGCCUAGUUGCUUUAAAAGGGGAGGGAAAGGUACUGUUCAGGAGUGUGCAUCAGCUGGUACAGCUCUCACAUCUGUAUGAUCCUUUAUUGAUGCAAGUGAAUUAAAUUGGCCCAAAUUUGACCCUGAAGGAAGCAGGGUUAAAGCUGCAGCGGUUUUGCUACACUUGCAUCACCACAGAAUCAUAAAGAUAUAAUUGUUGCAUCACAGCAGCUUAUGCUAUUAUCGUGUGGCAUUGAUACAGUUCUUACAUCUGUCUGUGCCCCUGUAAUGUGAAACAGUGCAGGGAUGAGCUUUUUACCCCACAGCCAUCACAGAAAGUUAUGGAGAUCCUCUUUUAAUGCAGUCUUUAUGCCACUUGCUUAGGUGCAUAAAAACAUAAUACAUCUUUCCUCAGUUAGGGGGAAUAGAAGAGUUUAUAAACAUUUUCUGCCUGGUGUGACUUGGAGAAGCAGGACUCAGUGAUCUGAAUGCCAUAUAAACUGUAGCUUGCUUGGACUGUUUAAUAAGUUUUAAAGCAACAGUCUGGCUUCAUUGUGUCUUUCUUUUUUGGUUGCUCCGUUCUUAUUUUAAAGAGACUCUACCUAUCUUUGUGCUGGCUAUAACUAGUGGGAGACUUCCACUUCAAAAGUAGAUAGAAAUCGGGAACUUGCUCCAUUGCCUUUGACCUGACAUGGCUUAGAUCUUUCCCUUGACCACAGAAGGGUGGGGCCAAUGAGUUGUUCCAAGUGACUAUAAUGUGACAGGGGUGCUGGAGAAGUGCCUGGAAGUGCCUAACCUGUGGCCUUGCAGCCAGUGUGCUGUCAGGCAGUCAGCGAGGUUUUUUAAAUCCCCAUCUGUGGUCCUGGCCCUUGCCAGUAUAUUUGUUUUAUUUGGUGACUAUUUAAUGCAAAAUGAAGAGACCUCAUUGGAAGAAAGGCCAAAAGACAGGAUUUCCUCCGUGUGAGCACAGUGCUUAUUUCGCUAGGGUAUAGUGCUCCUCACCCCCACAGCAGCCAGAAUGAUGGGUCAGGCACAGAUAACACCUGGAAUGGUUAAACAUGGUUUAAACCAGAUGUGCACGGCCUUACAAACCUGUUAAAUCAGUUCAACUCUGCCUGGAAUGGUUCAAAGACCUGGAAAAUCAAGUAUGACUUGGAAACCUGUUCACUGUUUUGGGUAGACACCAAGCAUCCUGUGACACUGGUCUGAUCAGCCCUCCAGACAGCCCACAUUGCACUGCUGCUUGCUUCCCACCAGAAACACACCCCUGCACACACUGCUGCUGCAAGUGGCUGCUAUGGUACAUAUCCAGAACUCUACUACUUGCUUUUUUUCCAUUUUGUUGGAACUUUUUAACACUGAGCUCCCUUGCACUGUUUGUUCAAUAAAAGGUUUUUAACAGCAGCCCUGUCUUCACUCCCUACUUGACCACAACCCCUCCCUAUACCCUGCCCAACUCUGGCCCCCUUCUGCCACCUCCUGCUACUCUGUGCUCCACCUUGUUUUCAUGUCUCCAAGCAUAGGGCUGCAGGUACUUACUUCUGCCACCUGCGCUGCUGAUGGGGAUUAGCCUAGGUCCUCAGGUAUGUAGCUGCUCUGGUGCUCACAGGGGACAUUCUGCCCCCCCCCCAGAUCCAUUCCUGGCAUCAUCACUGCCAGGUGCAUGGGAUGACCAUGUCAGGGAGAGGGUUAG
Messenger RNA from Alligator sinensis (Chinese alligator), 3142 nucleotides. Its product is annotated as periodic tryptophan protein 1 homolog. Lineage: Eukaryota; Metazoa; Chordata; Crocodylia; Alligatoridae. The transcript is spliced from 7 exons. Gene Ontology annotation, biological process: rRNA processing. Gene Ontology annotation, molecular function: protein binding. The record is from RefSeq and is a predicted model, not a curated record. The annotation marks the transcript as partial. Gene Ontology annotation, cellular component: nucleus.